CGCGGACAGCUGAGUGCUCUGAAGCUAUGAUGGUUCCGGGUUGAGGUGGGAGCUGCCGUGCUGGCAUCGUCUGGGGGAGCCGUGAGCAAAGAAUGUGCGCGCAGCAAUGGGAGCUACUCUCUGUAUCUGCUCUCGAGGGGUCAUAACCAUUGAAAACAGGCGUUACUACUUUGUAGAGAAGCUUGGAGAGGGAGGUUUCAGUUAUGUAGAUCUGGUUGAAGGGGUCCAAGAUGGGCAAUUUUAUGCCCUAAAACGUAUACUUUGCCAUGACCGGGAGGAUCGUAAGGAGGCGCUUCAUGAGGUGGAGAUGCACCGAAUGUUCAAUCAUCCCAAUAUCCUGGGUCUGGUGGGGCACAGCAUGAUCGAAAAGGGACCUAAGUGGGAAGCCUGGCUGCUGCUUCCUUUUAUCAAGAGAGGAACCUUAUGGAAUAAAGUUGAAGCAUUGCGAGAUAAGAACGCUUACCUACUCGAAGAGAAGAUUCUGUACAUUUUACAUGGGAUAUGCCUGGGACUCAAAGCCAUCCACGAUCAGGGCUUUGCUCACAGGGACUUGAAGCCGACUAACGUGCUGCUGGAUGACGAUGAUCAGCCCCUGUUGAUGGAUCUGGGCUCUAUGAAUCACGCUCGUAUUGAAGUAUUGGGGACCAGGCAGGCAAUGUCCGUGCAGGACUGGGCAGCACAACGAUGUACCAUCUCCUACCGGGCCCCCGAACUUUUCAAUGUGGACAGCAACUGUGUAAUUGACGAGAGGACAGAUAUCUGGUCUCUCGGUUGUGUACUGUAUUCCAUGAUGUUUGGGGAAGGGCCAUAUGACAUGAUUUUCCAGAAAGGAGACAGCGUGGCUCUGGCUGUUCAAAACAACAUCUCAAUCCCUGAAAAUAACAGGUACUCCCAAGGACUGGAGUCGCUCCUUUCCUCCAUGAUGGUGGUGGAUCACUUAGACAGGCCACACAUCUCCACGAUCCUCAGCCAGGUGGAGGCGCUCUACCCCAUGGUAGAUGGACAAGCCACCACCAGGAUAUGACAUCACAGGAAGUGACUUCACUCAAGUGCUGCUUAACCGCUAGAUCAGUGUCACCCGAUGGAUCGGUGCGUCUGGAUGCCGUGGAGCAGACGAUCGGACGCUGUGACAUGAAGGAACUUGGUUGAUAACAAAAUUUGAACUUCUCUGCUUUUUAAGAAUAACGGUUUUAUCUCUAAUAUACCUUCAAGACUAUUUUAGGGCGCCAUUGCGCGACACCCUGGACACACAUUCCGCUCCCAUGGAUGGCGGUGGAAGAUGCCUUCAUGUACUUUUGUAGAACUAUGACACAGGACAACGAACAAGUAUGAACACCCCGUCUUGUCUCCCGGAGGCCACUCCUUCUCAGGCCAGUGUCCCGUCUGUCUGUCCUCUGGAGCAUGGUCCUGGUGUGCUGUGGAUGUAUCUGUAUGUUCUGUCCCCUCUGUGUGUCCUGUAAUAGGAAGCUGUGAUUAAAUGUCAUGCUUGGAUUGUA
Nanorana parkeri is the source of this 1496-nucleotide messenger RNA. It is a transcript of the gene STK16, whose product is annotated as serine/threonine kinase 16. The transcript has 8 exons. Gene Ontology annotation, molecular function: protein serine/threonine kinase activity; ATP binding. The record is from RefSeq and is a predicted model, not a curated record. Gene Ontology annotation, biological process: protein phosphorylation. Gene Ontology annotation, cellular component: Golgi apparatus; cytoplasm. Lineage: Eukaryota; Metazoa; Chordata; Amphibia; Anura; Dicroglossidae. The coding region runs from base 107 to 1024 and encodes 305 amino acids.